AUGUCGCUAAAAGUCACCCAGCAGAACGGCAUCUCAGUGUAUACAGUCUCGGGCAGCCAGACAACCCGCUCGCUGCCAGACUGGCUCGCGCGCAAGCGCAAGUGCAGCCUGCGCUCCGACGCGGCCUACCACUCUCGCAUCGAGCUAAUCCAGGAUUUCGAGUUCGAGGAGGCGAGUCAGUGCGUGCGUGUGAGCCCGGAUGGGGAGUACGCCAUGGCGACGGGGACAUACAAGCCGCAGCAGCGCAUCUACCACCUGCCAUCGUCAGCGCUGAAGUAUGCUCGUCACACUGGGUCGCUGAAUUUGAAAUUUGUGCUGCUGUCGACGGAUUAUACUAAGAGUCUGCACUUGCAGACGGAUCGGUCGCUGGAGUUUCAUACUGCUAUGGGGUGCCAUCACGUCACGAGAAUUCCGAGGUAUGGAAGGGAUCUGGCGUACUUGAAGCCUGCAGCGCAGGUCGUUGUUGCGGCCGAGGGGCGGGAGGUGUAUAGGUUGGAUUUGGAGGCGGGGAGGUUUUUGAAGCCGUUUUCUCUGGGGGGGUAUGAUGGGGGUGCUACCGAAGGCGGUGGGGAUGUGGGGUCGGUUGAGUGUGUUGGGGUUGCGGAUGGUUCGCACGGGCUUUUGGCGUUCGGGACUGACGUGGGCACGACCGAGUUCUGGGAUCCAAGGAGUCGGAAUCGAGUCGGCGUUCUCGGACCCCCAGCCUCUGCUGCCGCUUCAUACGGCGUUUUUGGUCAGCCAGUGAAGUCGGGCAUCACAGCUUUGGAAUUCAACCCCUCUGGAUUAACCCUGGCCACUGGCAACUCCGCAGGGAUAAUAACCCUCUACGACAUCCGCUCCCCAACCCCCCUCAUAAGUAAAGACCAAGGCUACGGCUUCCCCAUCAAAACCUUAAGAUUUCUGCACUCAUCCUCCCCCAAUUCCAACGUCCGGGGCGUAGAAACUGCCUACGAAACAACCUCCACCCCAAAAGUCCUCUCGGCCGACAAACGCAUCAUAAAGAUCUGGGACCAGGCAAGCGGGAAACCAUGGACCUCCGUCGAGCCCUCAGUGGACAUAAACGACGUUUGCGUGGUGCCUAACUCUGGCAUGCUCUUUACCGCCAACGAAGGUCGGGAGAUGCACUCAUUCCUCAUACCAGCACUCGGCCCAUCGCCCUGGUGGUGCGCGCAUUUAGACACGCAAAUCGAGCAACUCGCAGACAAACACAUCAACGAUCCAGACGCCUACAUAACCGACAUCGCAGGCCCCAGUGGGGAGGUGGUGACAUAUGACAACUACAAAUUCCUAACAAAGCCCGAACUAAAACAGCUCAACCUUGACCACCUCGUUGGCGGCGGCCACGCCACCAACAACACUAAUGGGGGGAAGAAGGCUACUUCCGGAGGAAGCCUGGUACGGCCAUACAUGCACGGCUACUUUGUCGACCAAAGACUCUACGACGAAGCACGACUAAUCGCCGAUCCAUUCGAAUGGGAGCGCGAGCGGAAACGCAUGGUAGCAGCGAAGAUAGAGAAACAGCGGGAGAGCCGGAUCCGCUCCAUCCGCUCCACUGCUGCCACCGCAAAAGUCAAGGUCAAUAAGCGGCUAGCGGAGCGAUUGGUAGCGCUGGAAGGGAAGUUGGCGAAAGCUAAUGGAGAGGAAGGAGUCCUGAAGGACACACGCUUCACCCGCCUCUUCCAAAAUCCGGACUUUGAAGUAGACGAGACAUCGUUGGAGUUCCGAAAGUUGAACCCAAGCACCAAUCCCCUCCCUCCUCUCCCCCGCGCCCGUGAAACACUGGUGGAGAAAGAGCAAGCAUCCCCCUCCUCCGAUGAGUCUACAACAGAAAAUGGGCAGAAGCAUAAUAAGCAGCCACAAAUGCGCAUCUCAACAUCCUCCUACAAAAAGGCGAACCACGAUACGCGAGGCUUCGCGCCCUCGUCUGUGCAAAAGAGGCGCAAUCGGGAGAGGUCGUUUGGCGAGCAGGUUUCUUCCAUAAAGGAUCGACCGCGGGAGAAGGUUAGGAAUAAUGCUGAUGGGGGAAGGGGGGUGAUGGGGGAGAGGGAGGUUACGUUUUUCACUACAUCGGGGCGGAAGGGUAGAGGUGGGCGGGGAGGGCAGAGUGGUGGAAGGGGAAAGCCUGCUAGUGAGAGGAGGAGUGCUAGUGGGAAUGUGUUCCGCCGGGAGGGGUUGGGGAAGUAGACUGGCUUUUGGCUUUGACUUUGAUAAAUGUGACAGACGGAUUGGAGAAAGGUAUUGACAUCGGUGGUAGGCGGAAAAGUUAUGUGUCGUUCGUUCGAUGUAAUAUUAUAGUGGUUAGCUGGUCAAGGUGCUGUAAUAAUUUAUACAGUGCAGCACACUAUCACAAUCAACCGACGCGAGUCCGGACGCAUCUAAAUAAAGCCUUGAAGGAAAAGACAAUUAUUUGGACUACCGUAGCAAUACUGCAUACAUCUCCUUCCCCAUCCUCCCCGUCCCCGAAAGAGCACAAACCAGGACCAACCAGAGACAUAACUCAUAACUUCUAUUCCAAACAAUCCAAUCCAAUCCAAAUCGCAAGCCCGCACCAAUCCAUCACCCCCUUUCCUUCUUCCCAUCCAUCACAUCAUGGGAAGAAGGGAUUAUCAAGCCCAGCCCCAAAGGGACAAAAAUUUAGACAAUGUCCAGGCCCCCAGGGGAAUAUCUAGCUGAAGAGCAGUAGUACUAGUAGUAUCCGCUUUAGCAGUUGAAAUGAGAAAGGGGAGAAAAGGGGAAAAGAGGAAAUAAAAUAAUACAGGGAAUUAAGCCCCAUUCGAAAGGGGUGAUGGUGAAUCACUAGCCAUGUUGGGAUAAUGGCGAGAUAUUAAGAAGAAAAAAACCCCAACCCACUAGAAUAAGAAUUUAAGUUGUGCACAAAAUCAAAGGACAGAAAAGAAAGCAAAGUACGCCGGACAAAGGGAAAAAAGUGAAAGUUUAAACAGAGGAAAGGCUAAACCAAGACCCUCCGAGCAAGGGAGGAAGAAUGAAUUAAUUUUCGUUAUUUUGCGAAAAAAAAG
This is a messenger RNA of Tuber melanosporum (Perigord truffle), 3017 nucleotides long. RefSeq lists its product as uncharacterized. The record is from RefSeq and is a predicted model, not a curated record. Lineage: Eukaryota; Fungi; Ascomycota; Pezizomycetes; Pezizales; Tuberaceae. The transcript is spliced from 2 exons. Bases 1 to 2184 code for a protein of 727 amino acids. Gene Ontology annotation, biological process: maturation of SSU-rRNA from tricistronic rRNA transcript (SSU-rRNA, 5.8S rRNA, LSU-rRNA). Gene Ontology annotation, cellular component: small-subunit processome; nucleolus; nucleus. Gene Ontology annotation, molecular function: protein binding.